Gossypium raimondii (Peruvian cotton) is the source of this 1494-nucleotide messenger RNA. RefSeq lists its product as uncharacterized. Bases 141 to 1361 code for a protein of 406 amino acids. Gene Ontology annotation, molecular function: ATP hydrolysis activity; ATP binding. The record is from RefSeq and is a predicted model, not a curated record. Lineage: Eukaryota; Viridiplantae; Streptophyta; Magnoliopsida; Malvales; Malvaceae. The transcript has 11 exons.
GGUUUUAAAGCACAUGCUCUGUUCUGCUCUUCUCUUUUCUGUUCAUUUCAACUAACAUAGAGAGUGAGGAAUCUGAAUUAUAAUCUCUCUUUUCUUCUUUUCUCCACCAAAGAAAAUCUGAUUUUAAUUUUAAUCCAUUAAUGGCUGAUGAACCUUCUCUCACUCGAUGGUCUUUUCUGGAUUUUAAACUAUUUUAUGAUGCCAAGUUUGGGAGGAAGAGAUUGCCUGAGCCGCAAAAUGGUCAAACUGCUGAUGAGCUCGACUCCAAUGGCACUAAUUCGAACGUGACUUCAAAAGAAAACCACCCUGUCAGGAACACUUCUGAUAUGGCUAUCUACGAGCAGUACCGGAACCAGGGUACACACUCGGUGCACUCAAAUGGCGUGGUGUCUAAUGGAUUUGAUUCGAGACCGCAAAGGUCUCUGCUUCCUGCUUUUGAAUCUGCAGAAAUGCGUGCAUUAGGAGAGAGUUUAAGUAGGGACAUCGUUCGAGGGAAUCCAGAUGUUAAGUGGGAAAGCAUCAAGGGAUUAGAGGAUGCCAAACGCUUACUUAAAGAGGCAGUUGUUAUGCCUAUAAAAUAUCCCAAGUACUUUACUGGUCUUCUUUCACCAUGGAAGGGUAUUCUCCUUUUUGGCCCCCCAGGGACAGGAAAGACAAUGCUGGCAAAGGCUGUAGCAACAGAAUGCAAGACCACAUUUUUCAAUAUUUCAGCAUCAUCUGUUGUCAGCAAAUGGCGUGGUGAUUCUGAGAAGUUAAUAAAAGUACUAUUUGACCUAGCAAGACACCAUGCACCGUCUACCAUUUUUCUUGAUGAAAUUGAUGCCAUUAUAAGUCAGCGCGGUGGUGAAGGACGCAGCGAGCAUGAAGCUAGUAGGCGUUUGAAAACUGAGCUACUUAUACAGAUGGAUGGUUUGACACGGUCAGAUGAGCUUGUGUUUGUUCUGGCAGCAACAAACCUCCCCUGGGAAUUGGAUGCUGCCAUGCUCCGUCGUCUUGAGAAGCGAAUCCUUGUUCCUCUCCCAGAGCCAGAAGCAAGAAAAGCAAUGUUUGAAGAGCUUCUGCCCCAACAGCAUGGUGAGGAGGCUCUUCCUUAUGAUAUAUUAGUGGAAAGAUCAGAAGGUUACUCAGGUUCAGAUAUUCGAUUACUUUGCAAAGAAGCAGCCAUGCAGCCUUUGAGACGCCUAAUGGCUGUCCUUGAGGAUAACCAGGAAGUAGUGCCUGAGGAUGAGCUGCCGAAUGUUGGGCCAGUUACGUCUGAUGAUAUAGAAACUGCUUUGAGGAACACCAGACCAUCGGCACAUUUACAUGCUCAUCGCUACGAGAAGUUCAAUGGAGACUAUGGCAGUCAAAUACUCCGAUGAUGGCAUGCUGCUGCAAAUAUACUUUUAAAUUGUUAGUUAUAACUUCCCCAGAUUUUAUAUUGAUCAGAAUUCUAUUCAGUUUUUACUUUGCAUUGUCCGUUUAUGGAAACUUGUAUAUCUAUGUUUUUUUUUU